This is a messenger RNA of Dendroctonus ponderosae (mountain pine beetle), 5556 nucleotides long. RefSeq names its product phospholipase D2. The transcript is spliced from 18 exons. Lineage: Eukaryota; Metazoa; Arthropoda; Insecta; Coleoptera; Curculionidae. The record is from RefSeq and is a predicted model, not a curated record. Gene Ontology annotation, biological process: cell motility; intracellular signal transduction; phosphatidic acid biosynthetic process. Gene Ontology annotation, molecular function: phosphatidylinositol binding; D-type glycerophospholipase activity. The coding region runs from base 195 to 3602 and encodes 1135 amino acids.
GAGAUAAACAUUGCUAUUAUCGAAACCUUGAAUAAAAAAACCUUGUUGAUUUGACGUUUAUAACCUUAAAUUUACAAUUAUCGUCAACAGUAGCACAGAAGUUUAUUUUCUCCAAGAAAACUGUUUUAUACUAAUGAGGCUAAUUUAUUGUUUGCGGUGAUGGAAGCGUGACUCAUAAAAGUGAAUUCGGAUUUAUGUACAUAAGUAUAUGCACAUAUGUACCAAGCCAUUAUUUCAGAAUGGAAAGGCCCAGUGGCAGUAAUGAUUUGAGUCCGACCGUAUCUUUUCCAAGAACAAGCAUAGGUUCAGAUGCAGACUAUGAUGAUGACUUGGGAGUUCCAACAUCAAUUAAAGUUGUUGAUAUUGGAGAUGGCCCAGUCGCAAUUGAAAAUUCUGAUGAUGAAUUGGAAGAUGAGACUUAUGAAGGAGGAGCUCCUUUCAGCAAACUCCAUAACUAUGUUAAAUUCAAUUCGGUGAAUCGAAACGUUUUUGUUCCAUCAGAAGAUAUUGUAGUAACUCUAACAGGCUACGAAAGGGAAUUGACCACACAUAUGCUGAAUCCUAAUUUAUACACUAUCGGCAUUUCACAUGCGGGAUUUAAUUGGAAAAUUAACAAAAGAUAUAAAGAUAUACAAAGUUUGCAUCAGGAAUUGGUGUUGUUUAGAACAGGAUUAAACAUACCAUUGCCGAGUAAAACGCACAAAAAUAAAAGAAAAACUUUUAAGGAAAAUGUACCAAAAAAUAAGAAAGGAAAACGAAAAGCUGCUCUUCCCAGAUUCCCAAAUAAGCCGGAAAUAUUAGUUACUUAUGAAAAAAUUCCAAAUAGAAUGAAGCAAAUUCAAGAUUAUUUAAAUAAUUUGGUGUCGAUCUUUAUUUAUCGAAACCAUCCCGAUACUCUUAAUUUUCUGGAAGUUAGCCAUGUGUCCUUUAUUAAAGAUUUGGGCUCUAAGGGCAAGGAAGGUAUUGUGAAAAAGAAAUCUGGUAGCACUCAUCCAGGGCAAUCGGGUUGCAAUUUUUUUGGUUGCUACGGAUGUUUUUGCUGUCUUAGGUGUCAACACUUUUGUCGGACAUUCGUAUGCUCCAGAUGGCUCAAACGGUGGUUAUUCAUCAAAGAUACUUGCUUUGGGUAUUUAAAUCCUGAAACAGGAAAAAUUAAUUGUGUAGUAUUAUUCGAUCAAGGGUUUGAAGUGGCAUCUGCUAUGUACAAUAUGCCAUUAAAUACUGGCUGGCAAGUACAGACACUAAGCCGUUCUUUAACGUUUAAGUGUAAAACUAAAAGAAAAAACCGAGAGUGGAUAGAGGCCCUUAGAGAGACAACGGCAACAACAGCAAGAUUAUUUGUUCAGCCUAAUCCCCAUCAUUCAUUUGCUCCCAUAAGAUGUAAUACGACGGCAACUUGGUUUGUUGAUGGAUCAAGUUACAUGUCGUCUCUUGCGGAUGCCAUUCAAAACGCGAAAGAGGAAAUCUUUAUUACGGACUGGUGGUUAAGUCCCGAGAUUUAUUUGAAAAGACCCGCUAUUGUCGCCGACUACUGGAGACUAGAUAAAUUGCUUCAAAGAAAAGCUAAAGAUGGCGUGUUAAUAUAUAUACUUUUGUACAAAGAAGUGGAGAUGGCCUUAGGAUUGAAUAGUUUUUAUAGUAAGCAAACUUUGCAAGACUUACAUAAAAAUAUAAAAGUGCUUCGCCACCCGGAUCAUGCAAAGGCCGGCGUUUUUCUGUGGGCACACCAUGAGAAGACUGUUGUUAUUGAUCAAACGUAUGCUUUUCUUGGGGGAAUUGAUCUUUGCUAUGGUAGAUGGGACGACCAAAUACAUAGAUUAACAGAUUUGGGUAGCAUGACGCCUGCCCUGGAUCUGACAACGUUAAGAAAGCGAACCUCUGACAGGCCAUCUGGAGUUGUAAUCUAUCCUAUUCCAGUACCGUAUUACAAGCAAGUGAUAAUUCCUCCGGUUCCACCUUCUGAUGCACAGGCAGAUGCUUGCGUCGAGCCCGAUUUGUUGCCUCAACUGGAACCUGGGGAUAAUUUGUUAUUGCCCAACAAAUGCGCUGUGAAACCCAAUACGCCAGACAUGGACCGGAAAAACGUUUUUAUAGAUCUAACACAUAAAGUUAAGAUCAAGGGCAAAGAGCUAAUCAACUUAGUAUACGCACCCACAGAAGAUGAAGGCAUUAAGCCAAAUACCCCAGAUAUUAACAUAGAUGGUACUGAUGAAGUGGGUGGAAAGCAAGAUCUUCAAACUCCCGAACAGAUCAUAGAGACGCUCGACGGUUCGGCCAAAUUAUGGGUCGGAAAAGAUUAUGUGAAUUUCAUCGUUAAAGAUUUUACCAACUUGGAUUUGCCUUUUGAUGAUUUUAUCGAUCGGUCUUCAACGCCCCGAAUGCCGUGGCAUGAUGUUGGCUUGUGCAUUCACGGAGAAGCAGCCAGAGAUGUAGCAAGACAUUUUAUUCAAAGAUGGAAUGCUACUAAGCUGGAAAAGGCCAAGGGCAAUGCGAUUUAUCCUUAUUUGCUUCCAAAAGCUUACAAUGAUUUUAAAACAAUGUCAAUCAAUUUUCCAAACAGCACACAUAAGGUUACAUGCCAGGUUCUUCGAAGUAUUAGUACGUGGUCCGGAGGAUUUUUGGAUCCCGACUAUGUGGAGCAGAGUAUUCAUGAAGCGUAUAUAGAUUCAAUAACACGAGCCCAACAUUAUAUCUACAUAGAAAAUCAGUUUUUCAUUACGAUGCCCUACCAUAAUCCAAACAUUAAAAAUCAGAUCGGUGACGCACUGUAUAAACGAAUUAUACGGGCUUACAAGGAAAAAGCUGUUUUUAGAGUUUUUGUUGUAAUGCCUUUAUUGCCAGGGUUUGAAGGGGAAGUGGGAGCUGCAACUGGUACUUCAUUACACGCCAUCACACACUGGAAUUAUGCAUCAAUUUCAUGUGGAAAAGAUGCAUUACUGAAUAGACUCAAAGAUGCUGGUAUAGAAGAUCCAUCCGAAUAUGUCUCAUUUUACGGCCUCAGAAAUCAUUCACGAUUAAAUUCUGAACCAAUAACGGAGUUGAUAUACGUCCAUUCCAAGCUCAUGAUUGUAGAUGAUAAAAUUGUCAUAUGUGGAUCUGCAAACAUCAACGAUAGAUCGCUAAUUGGAAAGCGAGAUUCUGAAAUUGCUGUUAUAAUAGAGGACGAACUCUUUGACGAUGGAAUAAUGAAUGGCAAUGCUUAUCCAUGUGGAAAAUAUGCUGGUACUUUACGUAAAUGUCUUUUUAAGGAGCAUCUAGGACUGUUGGACAAUUCAGCAUGUACGGCUGAGUUUGAGGUGGCUGAUCCGAUAAGUGAUUAUUUUUACAGAGAGGGUUGGUAUAAAACUGCUAGUCUAAAUACAGAAUUAUACGAAAAAGUGUUCCAUUCGCUGCCCUCGGAUAGUGUCGAAACUUUUGCGGACAUUAAGAAGAAUAACGAAACGAAACCGUUGUGGGUAGAGGAAUUUUCUCGAGCCGAGAAAAUGCUGGAAAGUAUCCAGGGUCAUUUGGUGCUCCUGCCUUUAAACUUUUUAAGUAAAGAAAAUUUAACACCUGCUGCCGCCUCAGUCGAAGGAAUGCUGCCUACUUCACUUUGGACCUAAAACUAAACGAUACUAUGAUAAACAUUUACACUCGCCUUAAAAGAAAUGUAUAAUCGAUACUUUUGCAUCCAUUUGGGCGUUUAUAGUCAACUUUAUCAAUGACGAUUUUAUAAAUGUUUACACACUUUUUAUAGUCUACUCUUAUAUGUCAAACAAAUAUUUAUCGAACGGAAAGGUAAAGGAGUUGAUUUGUCAUAGUUCAGUAUUAUUUUCAGAUGAUAGUUGUAUUUUUAAUUUGAUAAACAUGUUUGUGUUUUUUCAUUUAUACUAAUGUUUCGUGGGUGCACCAAGACACUUUGUAUAUAAAUAAGUAUUAAAGUUUGUCUCCUGUUCCUGAUAUUUAUUAGUCAAUGAAACGGCUGAUAUUUGAUUAUACUCAUUGUUUGUUUUAUACAACUUAUAGAGAGAGGGGGUGUAUAAUUGUUAAUUAUUUUUUAUAUUAUAGUCUAAUAAUAUACAUUGUUCAUAGGAACUCGCAGAUACACAUGUAUAAGCAUAUUGAUGCAUUUUUAUUAUAGUUAACUUUUUACUGUUCUUCAAAUCACUACAACUAAUAUUUAUUGAGACGUUUAUGACAAAACUAACUAAAAAUAUUGGUGUAUUAUUUGAAGUAUGUUAAAAUAGAGUUGGUAAUUAGUCAAUUUCUAUUCACCUUAUGGAGUGUUUGUCCUCCAAUUUUUUACGUUUUGUGAUGUUCUUCUCAAUGUCUUCCUGCUUGAAGAUAAUUUAAGUUUUCUUUGACGAAAUAUUCUGAUGGUAACCUGCCUAAGUUAGUUCUUGGCUAAUCUACAGAUUUCAUUUACACGUACCAAUUGAAAAGAUUCACUCGUUUCUUAUUUUUUUGCUAAUUUAGUACUUGAUUAUUUCUGAUUUGAAGAACAGCAAAAAGUGUGCAUUUAAUGUGCUUGUCAAUCAAUAGUAACUAUUAAUCACAAAGUACAAAACUUAUUUUAUUUUUUAUUGUAUUUAAUAUUUUAUACUGUUUAAUACUGCCAAUAUUUGAAGACAUUAACCAUUUCUUAAAAUACCAUGUACCUCGAAGAUAUUCACACAUAACUACCAUUCCAUAUUAGUUUUAGCAGUUUUAUUUAAUAUGGAGGUCAGUAAGUUCAGUAAUGAUUUAACUGGGACUUGUUGCUCUUACUACAAUGCAAAUUUCGUUAAACUUUUGAGCCAUCUACUCCCUAGCCUAGGGAAUCUUUUAGAAAAUUCCAAUUUUCUUGGAAUAUUGGAUUCAAAGUAACUUAUACAGUCAAUGGUAUUAUUGGUUCAUCUUAGGGUUCAAAUGCAAAUUACUCUACUACUAUCAUAAUGACAUCCACCUGGCUAAGUUAAAAACUAAAAUAUUCAAAAAUAAUUGAUGGAUAUUGAUUUAUAUUGAAUAAAGUGAAUAUAAAGUGUAUUUCUUAUUUCGAAACUCUCCAUAUAUGCAUUUAAUUGAAUUCCAGUUAGUCGCAUUAUUCAAUUUAAUUUAACGUUCGCUUCAUAAGGAACUAAUGCAAGUAUUUCAAUUAUUUGGUUUAUAUUUUGAGAAUCAAUGUUGUUUAUUAAUUAUACUAAUAGUUUUAAUUGAUCAACUAAUGCAAUCUAUAAUUUGUAGUGAGAGUGUUCAUUUGAACUGAAAUUAUGCAUACGCUACUAUUUAGCGUCGACUUAGUGGUCAUUUAUUUGAGUAGUUAUCAUAUUUAUCAAUGAAUUUGUAGAGUUAUUUAUCAAUUCUUAAAAUUUGAAUGUAUAAAAAUCGCUAUGUGUACUUAUUCAGAUACAAUAAAUGUUUCGUUAUAGUGAAAUGAACACUCAACAUCCAAUAAACUAACACUGAAAUUGGAAUAGUUAGAUUAGAAAAUUAGAUAUUUAUUGUAUAUUUUUAAAUAUUUUAGCAACCUCAUUUCGCAUGUAACAAAUAAAUUUAUUUUUAAAUAAAUGUUCCAAAUUUAGCUUCUAUUCCGUAAAA